This is a messenger RNA of Didymodactylos carnosus, 426 nucleotides long. The record is from the annotation of a GenBank genome assembly. Lineage: Eukaryota; Metazoa; Rotifera; Eurotatoria; Philodinida; Philodinidae.
AUGACAGGCAAACGUCGUAAACAGAAUGAUGUUCAAUAUUGUUGCAAUAUUCAAUAUGAAUAUGACAAUACUAUUUGUUUGAACACAAAAUAUUUUUCUAAAUAUGGCAAACCACGAUGUUUGGCAAAUCAACGUGAACGAGAUCGUACACAGUCUGUAAAUUCAGCAUUCAUUGAACUUCGUAAACUUAUUCGAACAGAACCAAUUGAUCGUCGUUUAUCAAAAAUUGAAAUACUUCGUUUAGCUGUUAGUUACAUUAAUCAUUUACAUUGCGUUUUAACAAUAUCAAAUGUCGAACAACAUCAAUGUUCAGUGAAACAAGUAACCUUGCAUAAUGAAAAACAACAAAUAAAUAGUGUUGAUCAUGAGAAACUUUGUGUAUUUUGUCAUAGUGAUGUUAAUACUAAUUUUUCACGUUAUAAAUAA